UAUGCUAGUGUAGACAAGUUGAUUUGUGUUAGAAAACAAAAAAUAAUCUAGAAAAUAAGACAAUAUUCUCAAUUAUUCUAUCGAUUAUUAUCGAUAUUGUCAUUAUUAAUUUUGAUAUUUUAUCUGAUGACCAGAAAUUGAAUGCUGGUUAAAAAAAAUUACAGUCGUAUGAAAAGUUGAUAAAUUAUUAAGGAAAAAUUGAAUAGCUGAUAAAUUUAUUUAAGAAAUUAAAUGAAACGACGGAAAUUGUCUGUGCGAACGAGCGGCCGUAGAAAAAGUUACAAGAUGAAUUCACUAGAUGAUUCAGUUAUUUUGUGUGAUGUCAGUUCUAAAAUAAAUAAAAAAGCGUCGAUUAAUUUGAAAGAUUCAUCUAGGAGACAGAGUAUAUCUAGCAUGAGAACACGAUCGAAUUUAAAUAACAGAAAACCGCUACAUCCUGUACAUAAAAGUCCGUUGAGUCGCAACACGUGCUUGAAAAAGUCACCGCUGUCAAUAAUAAAAAAAAAGCGUUUAGAAGAAAUUGAAAUAUUACCAAUUAAAAAAAGACAGAAAGCUAGUCUCAGUGAGACGAUAGUCAUCAGUGAUGAUGAUGAUGAUGAUAAUGAUAAAAAUAAAGUCAUCGGUAGGAGGUUUAAAAAAAAUCCUGAAGUUAUUGUCGUAGACAAUUGCAGCUCUUCUAAGAUAAACAAUAAAAGAUUAAAAUCUUGUGAUGACAAUAAAAGUAAUGCGGAGAUAAAGAGAAAGAAAAGAAUGGAGGAGAAAAUUUUGGAAAGAAAAAAUAUGAGGAGAAUGGAAAAUCUCAAGCGGACGCAAAAUCGUGCUCGUAAAAAAGCUGUUAUAGGUGACAGUAAAAAGAAUAAUGAUGAAGAUGAAAUCGCUGUGAUCUGGUCCUCAGAAAACGGAGACAAUACUCGAGUAGAUAAAAAGAAUGAAGAAACAAUUAGUCCAGAUAAUACUGAAAAAAAAACUGAAGCCUUAUUUUUCGUUGAUACGAUAGGAGAUGACAGAAAUUUAAAAAAAAUUUCUUUGCUGCCACCUUUGAAAGUUUUGUAUACAACAAACUCGUUUUCGAAAUUUGAAACAGUUCCUACGACUGCUACCACAACAAUAACAUCGGAAAAAGUCAAUAAUAAUAAUAAUAAUAAUGAUAAUAAUGAAGCAACAGAUGAUACUUGUAAUAAAACUCGUAAAUUACGAGAAAUUAUUGUCGAUGGUCUUAAUGUUGCAUUCGGAUACUCACUUGGAAAAAGACUUUUCCAAAAAAAUGGCUUGCAGUUAAUAUUGGAUUACUUCCAAGACCGUGGACACACAAUUAAAAUAUUCUUACCACAAAAUCAACGAAAUCGAAAUCGUGAAUUUCUUGAACAAUGGUAUCGUGAAGGUUUAGUUGUUUUCACACCUAGCAGAAAUGUUGGUGGUAAAAAAAUAGUACCUUAUGACGACAGAUUUAUUGUAGAAUACGCAACGAAAUGCAAAGGCAUCAUAAUUUCCUCAGAUCAGUACCGCGAUUUGUGGAAAGAAAAACCUGAAUGGCGGGAAACAAUCGAAAAUAGAUUACUAGCACCGACGUUCGUCGGUGAGUACGUCAUGUUUCCAGAUGAUCCGUUAGGUAGAGGUGGUCCGUCGCUGUAUGAAUUUCUGAGGCAUUGA
This is a messenger RNA of Microplitis mediator, 1650 nucleotides long. RefSeq names its product NEDD4-binding protein 1-like. NCBI's taxonomy places the organism in Eukaryota, Metazoa, Arthropoda, Insecta, Hymenoptera, Braconidae. The record is from RefSeq and is a predicted model, not a curated record. Bases 232 to 1650 code for a protein of 472 amino acids. Gene Ontology annotation, cellular component: cytoplasmic ribonucleoprotein granule; nucleus. Gene Ontology annotation, molecular function: RNA endonuclease activity; mRNA binding. The transcript is spliced from 6 exons.